AUGGAUUUCUUAGAUGAGCUUGAGUCGAUGGCUCAGGUUGCGAUCCAGCAGCCACAACAACUAGACGAGAUACACAUCGACGAUAUCGAGAGGUGGCAAUCCAUAUUCGGGUACACGUACGCCCAAGCCGUGCGGAAAAUCCAGGAGCACAGGACGGAUCUGUCCCGAAUCGCCGUUGCGGAUUCUCACUGGGAGAUCGUGCGCGCGGAAAUGGAAGCGCGGGGAUACGACAAGGAGGCCUACGAGCAUUCCUGCAGUUUGGCCGCUUCUACCAGCGUCGUCGCAUUUCAAAAGGCGCAGGUCAAACCCAGCAAACCCGCUUUCUACCUCUUGAAGCUCGAAGGGCCCGGCACGGACGACUCGGGGGAACCCACGACCUUCUGCAAGGUCAGUGCCGAUACCAAAGAGGCACUCCUCAGCUACCUCUCUGACCAACGGUCGCUGUUCCAACCUACGUUUGUCCGAUAUUCGAAAGCGGAGAAGGAUUUAUCCUCGCAGUCGGUAUAUCCCAGCCUCAGAAUCGACGCCACCAUGCCGCAGCAUCGUGCCAACUCCAAGGACGAUCCAAGGCGGGCCCCGGCGCAGAACCAGUAUCCAGUCUGGUACUUCUUCUACGGCACUCUCGGCGACCCGUCGGUCUUGAACCGUCUCUUGGGCUGUGAACCUUCGUACCGCCCUGCGAGCGUGGCUCAUGCCGUCAUAAAGACGUGGGGUGGCAAGUACAAGGCGCUGGUCAGUACCAUCGACGACAAAAAGGAGGUACGGGGCCAGGCGUUUCUCGUCGGGAACCGGGACCAGGAGCACUGCCUCCGGCUAUACGAGACGGACAAAUACGACGUGGUCCGGUGCAAAAUCCGACUCGACGGCGAGAAAGUCAGGGGUCUUACGUUCCGAUUCAUCGGCGAUGUUGACCCAUAGUAGUUAUUUGAAUUGGAAGACAGUAAUAUUCAGCGGCGGCAUAUAUAACUCAGCGGGGCCUUUUUUGGGUGGGUGUUGUUUUCUGGUCUUUUUUUGAUCUGGAACCGUACGGGAUAUGUUGGUCGUUUCAU
Molecule: messenger RNA, 1049 nt
Organism: Daldinia caldariorum
Lineage: Eukaryota; Fungi; Ascomycota; Sordariomycetes; Xylariales; Hypoxylaceae
Exons: 2
Coding region: 1-918 (305 amino acids)
Source: RefSeq, a predicted model, not a curated record